AGUACGUCAGAUUCAAGUUUUCCAGACUUUUUUAUAACCAUGCUAGAUGGUGAUUGUCGGGCAGCCUUGCGAAGUAGAGACAAGACGAGGGCAGCAAACCUUCUACGACAGAAGAAACGAUUUCAGAAAGAUAUUUCAGAUAAGGAUGUUCAAUACCAGCGAUUGCUGACUAUGUUACAACAGCUCAGUGCUACAAGGCACAACAAGGAGAUCUUGGAUGCAUAUAAGGCAGGAACGGCUGCUUUCAAGGCCAAUCUAGCUCGGCAUGGUAUGACCGCUGACAAGAUUGAUGAGACAAUGGAUGAAGUCGCAAGUGCAAUAGAUGAUUAUCGCGAAAUCGAAGAAGCUAUCAGCCAUGCAAUUGUACCGAAACAACACGAUGAUGAUGAUCUUGAAAAGGAACUGGAUGAACUGAUGGCUAAGCAGAAGCCCAUCCCUUCGCCAGAGAAAGUUGUACCCUCAUUUCCUGAAGUUCCAUCGAAUACCGUUGGCUAUCGUGAGCUUGAAGAAGACGAUGCAAUGAGCCUUGAGAAGCGGCUUGAACGAUUGCGAUCAGCUAUGUGA
Molecule: messenger RNA, 564 nt
Organism: Haemonchus placei
Lineage: Eukaryota; Metazoa; Nematoda; Chromadorea; Rhabditida; Trichostrongylidae
Source: the annotation of a GenBank genome assembly